AGGCACGGCCAUCGGGUACGUGUGCAGAGCGUGUAUUGUAAAUAAAGGGUGUGUGUGGCGUCGCCUAGCGAUGUGUGUGCGGAGCAGACAGCGAACAGGUGCAUCAAUUACUUUUAACACGUAAAUAUCACGAAGAAAAUGAUCGAACUGAAAUAAUGAUGUAAAUUUAAGGACGUAGGACCAAGAAACAGAAAACACAAGUAUGCAACGGAACAGUAUUGGUUUGUAAAUAAGCUGUAACUACAGGUGUACCCUGGAAAUGGAAUAUAAUGUUACAAAUUGAAUCGGUGAGUUCGAGAAUUGAUCAUUCACAAUCUUCCACUUCGAGUCAUGAUCCCGGCUCCAGGUCCGGCGUCGAUGGUAAUGGGAGCAGUGUUGUUGUUGGAGGUACACGGAUUCCCCAUCAGCGAUUCAGCUUUGACAAAUAUGAACAGGAACUAACGUUUACUCCAAAGCUCAAUGCGACAAGUUUAAAGUUGGCGCAUGAGCGACGGGGACAAUUAAAAAGUGGAAGUUUUCAGAGAGCUCAGGCUUCAACACGAGUUACAAGAAUUCCUGACAAUAACAUUCACCAUGCUAGCAGCAUGUCUCCAAUCCCCAAACUUCCAGGAUCCGAAUUUACCUUCAAACCUCAGAUGAGCACUGCCAGUGCCAAGAUAGCUGAAGGACUUGGAACAACAUUUAUGGCUCGCCAAGAGCUGCACUUGCAAAAGCAACGUCAAAAAUUGGAACAAAGCACAAAGCUGCCAUUACGGGGACGUCUCUCUCCUGUACCAAAUAUCGCCAAAGCAAGAAGAUUAAGCCUCAAAGAAAAGGAGAAUGACGAAACCUCGCAAGAAGCAUGGAGAACACCUACCUCAACUCCCAAUCUAAUAGAUGGUAAAGAGAGCUCACAUGGGGAAGCUGCAUCUAAAAGAUUGGUUGGUGGAUCUACACCAUCUUUAUUGGCUCCAGUCAAACCAGGGCGGGGUGGAACAUUGAUGCAGACAUCAGUUAGUUUCAACAAGCUGCAAGACAGUGCAUAUUGUCCAAAUACAAGUAUGUCCCUGAAGAGGCUGAAAGGAAGCACAAAAUCUAAACAUCUCAACCACAAACGUGGAACUACCUAUCCUACCGAAGGUCGCUCAAGUGAGCUAGAAGAAGAGAAUGAACCAACCAGUCCUGUUGGCCCAAGUAAUCACACCCGUAGUAAGACCAAUGCCUCUCCAGAACUCUCUCCCAGGAGCAAGGCUAGGUACUCUGUAUCAAAAGGCCCCAACACAGAUCGACUAAGAAAUGCUAAGAUUAUGGCUGAAAAAGCAAUGAAGACAAGAAAGAUUUUCACCAUCCAAGGUCCCUACCCAGUGGUGAGGGCGAGCCUGAUGCGCAGGUCAUGGGUGGAGAAAGAGUAUCGGCUCAUGAACCCUCACAAGUAUAAGAAGAAGAAUGCAGGCGAUGAUGACUCUGAUUCUGACGAUGAUGACGACAUUGACGAUGACAAUGCUUGUGAUGAUGACACCGAUGCUGCUGUUGUUCAUGAUCCUGAUGGAGUUUGUGGUAUCAUGUCUCGGAUGGUCCGGAAUGCCACCCCAUCAUUCCUGUGGACAGUACGUAAGGGAGCCAUCGAUUAUAAACUGUUGAGAAAGGAUACCAUUGUCAACCACUUCUGCAAGAAUGGAACAUUUACUACGAAGGUUGGUCUAUGCCUUAGUCUAAAGAGUCUUCCAUGGUUUGAGGAGAGGGAAGCUGAUACAUUCUUUCCUAGAUGCUAUAGAAUAUGUGCAGAUGAAGAGAAAGAUGCAUUUGUUGGUGACUACAGGAUAUCGGCUGCUAUCGGUGUGAUGAAAUGGAUUGUCAUGAAACAAGAUGGAGACUUGGAUAUCAUUAUGACUGAAGACAAAGAAGAAGAUAAAGAGAACAAAGAAACUGACAAAACUGAUGAGAACAAAAAUAUUACUAGUCCAAGGAAUGGUAAAGCUCUGAAAGCCAAGAAGACACCAGUCCUGCUAGGAACUCCAUUUGUGAACAUCGCCAUCAAAAUUGUAGAAGAUUUUCUGACGUCUCAUGAACACGAUGAUAUUGAUGAGGAGAGCUCUCCUCUAUUAUCAGAUGAGCAGUGGGACAAAUUUAUCACAGAGUACUAUCAACUAACAAGUGAAGGAGGGAGUAUUGAUGAUACUACCAUGCAUUAUGCAUACUGUGAUAGCCUCCUCAACAGGCUACGAUCAAUACUACCUCAGCUUGACAUGCAGGGAUUCAGGAACAUAUGGAUUGUAAAGCCUGGUGCCAAGUCUAGGGGCAGAGGUAUCAUGUGUAUGAACAAACUGGAUGAAAUCCUGAAGCUUGUCGGCAACCCCAUGGUGAAGAAAGAAGGCAAAUGGGUCGUCCAAAAGUACAUAGAGCGACCUCUAUUGAUCUACCAAACCAAGUUUGAUAUCCGUCAGUGGUUCUUGGUGACGGACUGGAACCCUUUGACCAUCUGGUGGUACGAUGCAUGCUAUCUCAGGUUCUGCACCCAGCCUUUCUCUCUUGAUGACUUGGGCCAAUCUAUCCAUCUCUCCAACCAAUCCAUUCAGAAACACUAUGACAAUGCCUCAGAACGUGAUCCCAACCUACCUGAAGAUAACAUGUGGGACAGUGAUACCUUCCGCAAGUAUCUUGAUGAUCGUGGGUAUGAGGGUCUGUGGGAGAGUGUGAUUGUACCAGGCAUGAAGAAGGCUAUUAUUGAUAGUAUGCUCUGUGCACAGGAUGCCAUGGAGGCCAGAAAGAAUUCCUUUGAGCUGUAUGGAGCUGACUUCAUGUUGACAGAUGAUUUUCUGCCUUGGAUGCUAGAGAUCAAUGCUAGCCCUGCCAUGGGCGCCUCCACACCGGUCACAGAGGAAAUGUGUGCCUCUGUCAUUGAGGAUACAAUGAAGGUUGUCCUAGACCGUAAGCAUGAUAAGAACUGUGACACUGGCAAGUUUGAGAUCCUGUACAAAGGGCCCAGUGUAAGUGUUCCUCCGUAUAUCGGGGCGUCAAUCUGUGUGGACGGCAUUGGCGUGCGGCGACCGGUUACACUGAACCGGCAGAAGAGCAUCAACAACGUGAUCAGUCCUCGUCAGGAGGUUGACAGAAGAUCUGACAACCAACGAAGCAAGACACCGGGAAGGACUGACAAAGUGAGUGCGUUCCAGAAGUUGGGGCUGAAGACUGGUGUAACACCGAAGGCUACGACCAUGGAGGACAUGAAGAAGAAAUUAGCAGUAUCGCCUCCAAAGCCGCAAGCUGUCCCAGCAGCUGGACAACAUGAAGCAAGAAAUAGCUUGUCUGGCCAGAGUAGAAGUUCAUUAGAUGGUGUUUGGAGCAAUGAAUGCACUCAAUGUGGUAACGGGCGUGGCUACAUUCUUGACACCUCCCACCAAUCACAGGUAUGCGACUGCCAGCGGGGUAGUCUGGUAGUCCCCGACCCGGACCUCGACGAACCCGUGCCCUCCUCGCGUCCGUCCACGGCCAUGCUUCGGCUCACCACCGCAACCUCACCCAGCCCCCCGAGGUCCAAGACACCACGCCCUCCUUCUCAUCCCAACUUGGGCGUGUCAUCCUAUUGUGAAACCAAGGUCUCUGAACCAACUAUCAGUCAGGAUGACCCAAUCCCCAAAGCAAUCAAUUUCAUCAGUAACUCAAUGGGGCAGUUAUUAACACUGAAUGACUCUGCUGAUCUGUCAGGUGCACCAAGACCAGGUAGACUAGGUUUCUCUCAGGGCAGGACUAGACCUAAUGUUACCAGGCAGAGGAGAGAGAACCUGGCCUUCAUGAAGGCUAACGGAGACCUGAGAUCUCCAGGACCAAUGCCAGCUGUACUUACAAAUGCUAGGAGGUAGCACCUGAUUGUUUGGUUGCCUCAAAACUUUCUGUAAACUUUGUGCUGAAAUAUUUGUCAGAAAUAUACCAAUGUUGCCUCAUUUGAAAUCCAAAGAAAUGCUUCCAAAUUGAUCAUGGAUACAUUGAUUGAACUUUAAUUUGAAUAUGCAAUCAAUUAUGUAAAUAAAGAUAAACUUUUCAAGUUAUGUUUUAUUCAGAUAUGAUUUUUGAUGUCUUCUGAUCGCACAUUAUUGUACUGAAAAUAAUUUAUCUAGAAUUUAUAAGUUGUAAAGAGGUAUAGGCAAUCUUGUGACAUGGGGGGGGGGGGGGGGGUUAGUUAUGGUAGGUAGAAGAUUUUGUAAAAUGUAUGUUUCUGUAUAGGUUUGAACAAUCUUUUUCCCCUUGGAACUAAUGUUAUACACUGUAAUAAGCUGUUGAUCAGCUUCAUGUUUUCUGAGUAUUUUAUAGAAAUUGCAGUUGAGGUAUGCUGGCAAUAUCAGUCUUUCAUCAUGAAACUAUGCUUGAAUGAAACUCGAUGUUGUGUGUUCACAAUGUUAUUGAAACCAAUCUUUUAUAUGACUUCUUUCUGCACACUACGCAUAUAUAGUGAUUUUUUUUCCUUAUUAUCUUUGCACGUUUGUAUGUUUAUGUUAUAGGGUUUAUAAGAAAGAAAUAAAAUUUUUGUCAUGUUAGUGUUAUAAAUAAAAUUGAUUAACAUAUUGAGCUUCUCUAUAGAUCUUAUUUAAGAUUAAGUAAUAUUUUCAUUACUGUAAAACAUUCUACAAAUUGUAUCAUGGAAAUAUUUUUAAAAGGAAAAACAAAACCCUUUGAAUCACUUUAAUUUACUAUAAAAAAGAAAAAAAAACAGAUCGAUGAAAAUUUGAGAAAUAUUUAAUGAAAAAUAAGAAAGUGAUAAGCAUUUGAAUAGGUAUUGAGAUCACUAAUGUUAUAUGGAUCCUCCUAUUGGCAAUGUGAACAAGAUCUGUGAUGUCAAACAUGUACAAUUUUUCUCCAUUACUUUUGCAUAUUUCAUUUAUAUAUUCUCUUAAAUCACAUCUAUCUGUUAUACAUGUAGAGGACCUGUAAUUCAGGUUUCACUUCAUUAUACCAUGAUGUGUAUGUCCGAUCAAUAGGAAAGAGAUGAUUUGGGGUCAUUUUUUUUUUGGCCUUGAUAUUCCAAUGCUCAUUACUUUCUUAUCAUAUGUCAAUUUAUCAUUCAAACUUCAUUUUCUUUUAUUUUUCUGCUUUCACACUUUAGCCAACUUGUUUCAAGAUUUUCAUUCAGUUAGUAAUAAUCUCCGAGUUUAUAGUUGAGCUGGAUAAGGUUAAGUAAAACAAUAUGGAAAGAAUGACAGCAAAGGAGUGAAAUUCCAGUAAAAAAAUGUUAUCAUUAAUGUGUAAUAUUGUCACUGAAAUCUCUACAUUUCAAUUUCUCACUAACAGGUUUAUUAUAAAUGUCCAUUUUCAGUUAAUGACUAAUGCAAUUUUACAAUCAUGAUGGU
Molecule: messenger RNA, 5321 nt
Organism: Lytechinus variegatus (green sea urchin)
Lineage: Eukaryota; Metazoa; Echinodermata; Echinoidea; Temnopleuroida; Toxopneustidae
Product: tubulin monoglycylase TTLL3-like
Exons: 18
Coding region: 270-3839 (1189 amino acids)
Biological process (GO): cilium assembly; cilium movement; protein polyglycylation
Cellular component (GO): cilium
Molecular function (GO): protein-glycine ligase activity, initiating
Source: RefSeq, a predicted model, not a curated record